AUGGAGUGGUGGUGGCAGCUCCUGUUAGGGCUGUGGAUAGUCGUCACGCCCAUCUGGACUGGGGGCAAGCAGCUCUGCAUGAAGACCAAGCACCACAAGCAAGAGCCUGGCCCAGAAGACGUGCUCCACGACCAGGGCAUCCCCUGGAGGGGCAAUGCCUGCUGCACGUUCAGCACAGGCUGGGGUGCCCACACGGAUGCUGCCCUGCUCUACAGCUUCGCCCUGAUUCCCUGUGGGCUGCUGAAGCUGGAUUGUCAGAAGCACUUCUACCAGGCCAUGUGCUUCUACCAGUGCUCCCCAAACCUCGGGCCUUGGGUCCAGCAGGUGGGAAGACUGGGCUGGGAGGUGGACCCAUAUGGGCACGAAGAGGGAAUUUUGGACGUACCACUCUGCCGGGGGGACUAUAUACUAAUGAGUGAGGCAAACAUGGUUCCUGUCCCCAUAGAGCUUCUAUAG
Miniopterus natalensis is the source of this 456-nucleotide messenger RNA. Lineage: Eukaryota; Metazoa; Chordata; Mammalia; Chiroptera; Miniopteridae. The record is from RefSeq and is a predicted model, not a curated record.